This is a messenger RNA of Neltuma alba, 2278 nucleotides long. RefSeq names its product beta-glucosidase BoGH3B. Lineage: Eukaryota; Viridiplantae; Streptophyta; Magnoliopsida; Fabales; Fabaceae. Gene Ontology annotation, molecular function: beta-glucosidase activity. The transcript is spliced from 9 exons. Bases 119 to 1948 code for a protein of 609 amino acids. Gene Ontology annotation, biological process: glucan catabolic process. The record is from RefSeq and is a predicted model, not a curated record.
UUCCCGCUAUAAUGUGGUAGACAUGAGACCGCGCCGUCCUGUGAAACGUUUCCCAAAUCUCUACUUUCCACUUGCCACAAUACUCUCUCCAUUUCAGCAGCAUAAGCGGUGAAUUAACAUGGAUUGCGCGUACAAGAAUCCCAAUGAACCCAUUGAAGCUCGCGUCAAAGACCUUCUUUCCCGAAUGACUCUCAAGGAGAAGAUUGGUCAGAUGACCCAAAUCGAGCGUCGCGUUGCAACCCCUUCGGCCAUUAGAGACCUGUCUAUUGGGAGUAUCCUCAGUGCUGGAGGUAGUGCACCUUUUGAAAAUGCACUGUCGUCGGACUGGGCUGAUAUGGUGGAUGGGUUUCAAAAGUCAGCUCUUGAGUCCCGAUUAGGCAUACCGCUUAUAUAUGGGAUCGACGCUGUUCAUGGUAAUAAUAGUGUAUAUGGUGCCACCAUACAUCCUCACAAUGUGGGCCUCGGAGCUACUAGAGACGCAGAUUUAGCUCAAAGUAUUGGGGCUGCAACAGCGCUUGAAGUUAGAGCAAGUGGAAUUCACUAUUCUUUUGCUCCUUGUGUUGCAGUGUGCAAAGAUCCCAGGUGGGGAAGAUGCUAUGAGAGUUACAGUGAAGAUACUGAGAUAGUCAGAAAGAUGACCUCCAUAGUUUCAGGCUUGCAGGGCCAGCCUCCACAAGGACAUCAACAUGGUUAUCCAUUUGUUGCUGGAAGGAACAAGGUUAUCGCCUGUGCCAAGCACUUUGUUGGAGAUGGAGGUACUGAGAAAGGCAAAAAUGAAGGAAAUGCAGUAUUAUCGUAUGAAGAGUUAGAAAGGGUUCACAUGGCUCCUUAUUUGGACUGCAUUUCACAAGGGGUUUCAACCAUUAUGGUUUCUUAUUCCAGUUGGAAUGGACGCAAUCUCCAUUCUGAUCAUUUCCUUGUUACUAAAAUUUUGAAAGAAAAGCUGGGUUUUAAGGGUUUUGUAAUUUCUGACUGGGAGGGACUAGAACGGCUUUGGUCAGAUUUUCCAAACAGUGCCCCUUGUGGGUCAGAUUACCGAAACUGCAUCUUGUCAGCUGUUAAUGCUGGAAUUGACAUGGUGAUGGUGCCUUUUAGAUUCCAGCUUUUUAUGGAUUUGUUGACCUCCUUAGUAGAAUCAGGGGAAGUACCACUAGCCAGAAUUGAUGAUGCUGUUGAGAGAAUAUUGAGAGUGAAAUUCGCUGCUGGUCUUUUUGAGUCCCCUUUGUCUGACAGAUCUUUGCUUGAUAUUGUUGGUUGCAAGCAACAUAGAGAUCUUGCACGGGAAGCAGUUCGAAAGUCCCUGGUUCUGUUGAAAAAUGGAAAGGAUCAAAGCAAAUCUUUUCUUCCUUUAAAUAGAAAAGCCAAGAGAAUUCUUGUAGCUGGAACCCAUGCAGAUGAUCUCGGGUUUCAAUGUGGAGGCUGGACUAAAACAUGGUUUGGAUUGAGUGGGCGGAUCACAAUUGGUACAACGAUCUUGGAUGCCAUAAAGGAAGCUGUAGGAGAUGAAACAGAAAUUAUUUAUGAGCAGAAUCCAUCAAAAGAAACCCUAGAGCGCAAUGACAUAUCUUUUGCCAUCGUUGCUGUUGGUGAAGCUCCCUAUGCUGAGACACUGGGAGACAAUUCUGAGCUUGUAAUCCCCUUAAAUGGGCCUGACAUUAUUAGUUCAGUUGCCGACAAAUUCGCGACACUGGUUAUUCUGAUCUCUGGAAGGCCCUUGGUGUUGGAGCCAUGGCUGUUAGGAAAGAUUGAUGCUCUUGUUGCUGCUUGGUUACCUGGUAGUGAAGCUCAGGGAAUCACAGACGUUAUCUUUGGGGAUCAUGACUUCAAGGGUCAGCUUCCUGUGACUUGGUUUAGGAGAGUUAAGGAUCUUGAUCAACCAGCUGAUGGAGUUAAAAUGCAAGAUCCCUUAUUUCCCCUUGGCUUUGGGUUGGCAUAUACGAAGGACUAAAACCGCAUUUUGGUCACAGUGGAUCUUCUGCAAUCAUACAAUUAUGCAUUCCUGAGGAGAGACGCAAAGAAGCAAGACUAUGUAAGGGAUAUAAUUUCUUCAUUUAUUAUUUUGGUUGCAGGAGACGGGAAUUGCAUUGCAACGUUGAGACGUUGUUUGAUAUAAUUAUAAUAUUAAAGGGAGAAGGUCGGAACAAAAUUAUACUGUUGGCACCAAAGUGAUGCAGAGUAACAUUGAAGAAGCCGAUUGAUGUUGAAAUAAUCAUCUUGAGGAUGUAACAAGCUUAUAAGACAGCAAUAGAAUCAAUAUAGAUAGUGUAUGCGUUCUCUA